This is a messenger RNA of Adineta ricciae, 1089 nucleotides long. Lineage: Eukaryota; Metazoa; Rotifera; Eurotatoria; Adinetida; Adinetidae. The record is from the annotation of a GenBank genome assembly.
AUGGCUGAUCAUAGCUCAAUGAUGAAACAAUGGCAAUUCACUCGAUCUGGAAAGCCUCGAAAUAUAUUGACCAUAACUGAAAUACCUAUUCCAACAACAUGUCCGGACGACGAACUACUCAUCAAAAUUAGUUACGUCUCCUUGAAUUCGGCAAUAGUACAUCGACUUAUGGCAUACCGUGGUGUUCUUGACCCUGUUGGUGCAUUCAGAACUCGACCUAGUGUGCCUGAAAAGGAUUUCAGUGGAAUUGUUUGUGAUUUAAGAGGUGCAAAUGUGAAAGGAUUUAACACAGGUGAUCGAGUAUUCGGAAUGGGCCCAACAGCAUUCCGAGAAAUCGGACGAGGCGUUCUAUGUGAAUAUGCUCUUAUUAAACAAGAUUCUCUAGUUAAAGUACCUGAUGAUAUUUCAAUGAAAGAUGCUGCAUGCUUUCCUGUCGCUGGCAUUACUGCAUACUGUUUUUUGAUGGAAAAAGCUCAGUUGAAGAAAGGAGACAAAGUAUUUAUCAACGGUGGAUCGGGUGCAGUUGGUGUUAUGGUAAUUCAACUAGCACGCACCAUUGUUGGACCUACCGGUCUAGUAGUGGCGACAUGCACUGCAGCCAAGAGCGAUGCUAUUCGAAAUCUAGGUGCAGAUGAGAUUAUAGAUUAUACAGCACAUGAUUUACCAGCUUUUCUUCGAGAACACUAUAGUUCACGUCCGUUUGAUGCUAUCUUCGAUACUGUGGGAUCCGAUCAUGUACUCUAUUCGAGUUCACCUGCAUAUUUGACUCCUGAAGGUCUUUUCUGUGCUAUUGGAUUGGUUGAUUUUGGCUCCACAGUGUGGGCAGGCACGAAGAGAAUUUUACAAUUGCUGAGUGCAAUGAUGGUACCUGUCUACCUUGGAGGUGUGCCUCGUAGAUAUAUCUUCGAGCCUUUGAAAGUAUCUCAUGCACGAAUGGUUGCUAUGGCAAAAUUGGUGGAAGACAAGGCUUUCAAAGCUGUAAUUGACUCGACAUACAAAUUUGAUGGUGUACUCGAUGCUUACGAUCGAUUGGUGUCUCGGCAAGUGAUUGGGAAAGUGGUUGUUGAGGUGAACGCUGAUCACGACUGA